This is a messenger RNA of Cephus cinctus (wheat stem sawfly), 3450 nucleotides long. RefSeq names its product TATA box-binding protein-associated factor RNA polymerase I subunit B (gene TAF1B). The transcript is spliced from 10 exons. Gene Ontology annotation, cellular component: RNA polymerase transcription factor SL1 complex; RNA polymerase I core factor complex. Bases 452 to 3319 code for a protein of 955 amino acids. The record is from RefSeq and is a predicted model, not a curated record. Gene Ontology annotation, biological process: nucleolar large rRNA transcription by RNA polymerase I; RNA polymerase I preinitiation complex assembly. NCBI's taxonomy places the organism in Eukaryota, Metazoa, Arthropoda, Insecta, Hymenoptera, Cephidae. Gene Ontology annotation, molecular function: RNA polymerase I core promoter sequence-specific DNA binding.
AAUAAUUUACAAUUCAUUUCCACAGUACACGCUUCAAACAGCGUUAACCAAUGGCGUUCAUCUCUACCUUUUAAAACGUACGCGUCAUUGGUUAUCCGAUUAUUAAUUACAAAAAUAAUCCUCAGGCUACGGUCUCCGGCAUGGCUCAGGUUAUAUACAUUGUGAUAUACAUAAAUAUGAAUCAAUUUCAAUGAAACAGCACGUGGGAAAAUGUCGUUUAGGAAAUUGUACAUUGAAAAAAUAAGUCAUUUUGUAAAAUGGUGAUAAAACGCAAAUUAGGAAAAAUAUUGAUGUUUCGAAAAAAUGAUCAUUUUUAUUACGUUACAGAUUACCAAUCUUGAUUCAUAGACUCAUAGUGAAUUUAAAGAGUAGAAGUACUUAACCUAUACAUUCAGUUGAGUUUAUAUGUACACUUAAAUAUUAGUUAUAUUUCAAUAGAAAAACAGUCACAAUGCUGUCUUGUGUAGUUUGUGGUAGUUUAGAAUUUUAUACGGAGGCAGGGUAUUUUUACUGCCAAGAAUGCCAAACACAGAGCCAGGAAAAAAGGGAAGAAAUUUUGGAAAUUAGGGUAGACCCUUCUACACGAUUGAGAAAGACGAGGAUUCGACAAGAUCAAUCUACUAAAUCAGCACAAGAAAUUGGAUGGACUUCGUGGGAACUAUAUAACUUCAUAUUAAUUGGUUUAACAAAUGAACUUAUCGAACUUGGAGCACCAAUGGAAAUAAAACUAACAGUUCUUCAGCUAUGGUCAACCUACUUGGGAAAAAUUGAGGUGGCGUUCACUUCCACUGAGAAACAACAUAUUCCAAAACUUGCACGUAGAUUUAAUAAAAAAGAUGCUGCUAUUAUUUAUGGUAAAAUACAACAGAAAAAGAGAAACAGAAAGCGAAAGCGAGAUGCCAGUGGUGCUAGUGCAUCUUCCUUGGUAUCUACAAGUUAUAUGAGUGAGGGUAGUUCUAUUAAGGAAUUAAAUAAGCAAAAGAAAAUGUUAGUAGCUGCUGAGUAUGAUAGAUACAUCCAGUCACAAGAUAGCUCUGAAGCUGAUGCUGUCAGUCUGAUGAAUCAAAGUUUAUACAGUCUACAAUCAAAUGGCAGUCGCUCUUCAACACGUAGUAAAAGAGUUCAAUUUAGUAAGCACGCCAAAAUGGAAGCAAAAAGGAUAAAGGAAGCCACCAAAAUAUUACCACUUGCAGAAAGGCGUAAACUUCAAGAAAAAUAUACGAGGAAACAAUAUCUUACUAGUCCUAACAUGGUUUCACCCGUGAAAUUAUGGGCAAUCCUAUAUUUAGCACUAAGAAUACAUGAUCAACAAAUUCAUUUAGGAGAUAUGUUACGGUUUGUAAGGGAAGGACAUUUAUCCUAUUAUAAAAUGGAUCACCUAAUUCCGCCAGAAAUUGUUUUAACAAAAAGCGACUUGAAUAUUAUAACACAAACUACGGAGAUAACUCAUAAGGCCAUGAGAAACACAUCAGCGCGUAUGGCGAAGUUUCUUGGAGUUCGUGAAAUAACUUGUCCGUACUUCUUGCCCUUAAUAAGUCGAUACUGUCAAGAAUUACAACUACCCAGAGGUGUAUUACUGUAUACUGAGAGACUCAUCGCUUUGGCACCACCGAAAAUGGUUUUCACUUUGCAAAAUACAAUGAUUCCAAACUACGAAGCUCGCGCAAUGGCAUUUAUUAUUGUCAUUUUAAAACUUCUGUUUGGUCUAGAUGGAAUUACGGAAUACGAAAUCAGUAGAUUUGCGGAGACAACAAAUCAGAUGGUUGCGGAAAGUGGUCGCUUGGAUUCAACAUUAUUUAGUUUUCGCGAAUGGCAACGAUACAUCGAGUGUAGAAAAGCCUUAUUAACGAAACUCCAUUUCCCUACAAAAUUAAAGUACGAACAAGACUUACCAAGCACUAGUCAUCUCUAUCUGGGGUUUCUCAAAUGGAUGCAAUCAAAAAAGGAAAGGGAUGAUACCGAAGAGCCUAAACCAAAAGUUGCAAUGCCUCAAGAGCUAUCUAAUGCUAUGUCUCAAUGUAUUGGUAAACUAAAUGAAAACUCCUUACCAUUGAAUGCAGGGGAAACGUUUGCACCAUCAUUAACACCCCAAUACUCUUACCUCGAACAAUUGCUAGAAAAUUCAGACCGUGACAUACCUAAUCUCCUUCGAAGCAAUUUUGCGGAAACCAAAAUUGCAUACACUACGAAACCGGAAAUGGUAAAAAAACUAAUAUUUGGAGAUCAUGUUAAUCUGGAAGUCAUUGAUUCAAAUAUGCAUUUUUUGGAAAAGCUUGUACCACCUUUUAAACAGGUGGUUUUUUCACUGAAAGAAUUGAAUCAAUUUGUGCUUGUGGGAACUGACGAUUCUAAAGAGAAUUUUCCGCUUCGCACUGGUGAUGAUCUAACCGAAUAUUUGUACAGAAAUAAUAUUGGAAAAUUGAAAAUGGACAUGAAAAAACAAUCACUUUAUGACAGUGUCCAAAACUUAUUACCCACUACUCAAGAUCUGACAUCAGAAUGCUGGGAAGAUUUUGCGUUUAAUGAAAUUCUACCGAAUGGUAGAUUACUCAUCGAUGACGACAAUGACGUGGGAAGUCAUGACGAUGAAACAUUCAAAACAAAUAAUUCCUCGUCUCAAGAUAAUAUUGAUAAUUUUUAUGACAAUUACAAUCUCGAAUUCUCCUCUACCGAAAAGGAAGCUAUACUGAAUGCUCCAAUAUCCAAGAAUCCGGUUCAUAAUCCUAUAAUAAUGUACUUUGAUUCUUUGGGAAAUUUUGUAAAAUCAAAAUAUCGUAACCACGAAGGUAUAAAAGCCAAAGUGUUCGAAAUGCCUCUCGUUGAACAGCAAAAGUGCAAUACGGACGAUUUACAUUCCAAAACGACAGCGAUCAACAUAAUCGCAAAAAAGAAGAAGAAAAAGGCUAAAGUAAAGGAUCCUAAUAACCCUUUCAAUUUAAGUGACGAUGAAAUUUCCACUUUGAAUGGUUGCAUUGGCGAGAAUGAAAAUGAGAAUUGCUCUUUAAAGACGGAGAUCACCGAUAAUUUAAAACUAUUCCGACCUUACUCGGAAUACUGGAUAUAUCACUGUGAACUGGACGUAGGACAACCAACUUUCGAGUUAUUUGAAAAGGAAUUACCGACCAGCUUUCGUUGGCUUUUAAACGAGUGCGCAAGCGUUAUAGAAGUUACUACUGAAAAUUUAUAUAACGAAAUAUGUUUGAUUGAGUCAUACCACGGUCACAUAUUAAAUCCUUCAUACUUGCGUGAAAAUAAUAUCUACGCUGCAAAAAACUGUAAAAGAAAGUCUCAUUACAAUUCUCUCAAGAGAAGAUGGUAAAAUAAUGGUAUAGCAACUAUAAGACAAUUAUGUCAAUAUAAUAAUGUACAUAUCUGAAACAUUAUACAUGUAUAUCACAAUACCUCGUAAUCAUUCAUAUGUUUUAAUAAAAUAAUUAUGGGUCCAAAAAA